AUGGUGUUUGCAGUCAUCUAUUUUGUCAGCCUGCAAGCAUUUCGGCACCUGGGCUUCGGCAGCUUACAGCUGCAGUACUGUUACCUGCUUUUCUGCAUCGUGGCGCUGCUGCCACUCACGCUUCCCAUUGAUGGCGCCGACUGGAGCGGCCAAUUCGAUGGCUGGACAGCCAGCAGCUGGGCUGUCCUGCACGCCACCUGGCAGCUGGGCGCGCCCACGCUGUCCAUGUUUUACGGCCUGCGCCUCGUCGCCUCCAUUGUCCUGUCUGAGCUCCUACUGGGCUACACUGUCAUCACCAGCGCUGUGCAGAUUGUGGGAGUCGUGGUUGUGGUGGCUGCCGUGACCGUGUACCUCGCAUUCCAAUGGCGGAACAGCCUGCGGGGGAAGCAGCAGGCAGCAGCGGCAAAGGCGGAAGCAGCAGCAGCGGUGCUGGCAGCGGCGGAAGAUGAUUGCGCCGCUAAGGCAGCAGCGGGAGCGUUAGCGGCAGCAGAGGAGGGAGGCAGGCCUGCUGAUGAUUCGGCCCAUCACGGUCCCCGCGGCACCAUCUCACCGCUCGCUUGGGUCAGCAGCAACAAAGAGUGA
Messenger RNA from Chlorella variabilis, 582 nucleotides. RefSeq names its product expressed protein. The transcript is spliced from 4 exons. Bases 1 to 582 code for a protein of 193 amino acids. The record is from RefSeq and is a predicted model, not a curated record. NCBI's taxonomy places the organism in Eukaryota, Viridiplantae, Chlorophyta, Trebouxiophyceae, Chlorellales, Chlorellaceae.